Beta vulgaris subsp. vulgaris (sugar beet) is the source of this 1294-nucleotide messenger RNA. RefSeq names its product putative glucose-6-phosphate 1-epimerase. NCBI's taxonomy places the organism in Eukaryota, Viridiplantae, Streptophyta, Magnoliopsida, Caryophyllales, Amaranthaceae. The record is from RefSeq and is a predicted model, not a curated record. Gene Ontology annotation, molecular function: isomerase activity; carbohydrate binding. Bases 144 to 1100 code for a protein of 318 amino acids. The transcript has 10 exons. Gene Ontology annotation, biological process: carbohydrate metabolic process.
UUACCCUGAACAUCUCUUUACCAAACAAGUCCAAUACAUCUGAAAAAGUGACUCAUCCGCUACGUGUAGUGGUAACAAGUACAAGUACAAGCAGCUUCCAUCCCUCCACAAUUAACUGAUCUGCAAAAACUCUGCUAUUGAAUAUGGCGGUAACAUCAAUGGCGGCUUCUCUUCCUACCUUUACUUCACUCAAGCUCAAUUCCGCCAAUAACAAUCGGUGGUCAACUGUAAAUAUGAGGGUAUCAGCAAGUGUGAAUGGAACCACUACUACAAGUGAAGGAGUGAAAUUAACUCAAGGAGUUGGCAAUCUUUCUAAGGUUGUUCUCACUUCUCCUCAUGGUAGUGAGGCUGAGGUAUACUUGUUUGGAGGCUGUGUGACUUCAUGGAAAAUUCCGAAUGGCAAAGACCUUCUAUUUGUCAGGCCUGAUGCUGUGUUCAAUGGCCAGAAACCCAUCAGUGGAGGAAUCCCACAUUGUUUUCCUCAGUUUGGACCGGGGAAAAUGCAGCAGCACGGUUUUGCAAGGAAUAUGAACUGGUCGCUUAUUGAUUCUGAAACCGAAGAAGGAAAACCAGUUGUGACUUUAGAACUGAAGGAUACCCCUUACAGCCGUUCAAUGUGGGAUUUUAGCUUCCAAGCUUUGUACAAGGUCAUCCUGGAUUCCACUAGCCUUUCAACAGAAUUAAUAAUAACAAAUACAGACAAAAAGGCCUUUUCUUUUAACACUGCCUUGCAUACAUACUUCCGGGCUGCCAUCACAGGAACAGCAGUUACAGGUCUAAAAGGUUGCAAAACACUGAACAAAGAUCCCGAUCCUCAAAAUCCUCUAGAGGGUAUAGAGGAGAGGGAUGUGGUCACGUUUCCUGGUUUUGUGGACUGUGUAUAUCUAGACUCACAAAAUGAGUUACUCCUAGAAAAUGGCUUGGGUGACAAAAUCUUAAUCAAGAAUACCAACUGGUCAGAUGCAGUCUUGUGGAACCCACACCUGCAAAUGGAGGCUUGCUACAAAGAUUUCGUUUGUGUUGAGAAUGCCAAGAUUCAAGAAGUCGAGCUACAGCCUGAGCAAUCUUGGACAGCAACGCAGCAGCUUAGUAUUGCCUAAGAUGUAAGAUGAUUAAAGCAUCUUCAUGUUUGAGAAAUAGCCGGUUCAGUCGGUGGACUUUGUGUGGGAGAAUCAUUCGCUAUUUCAUCUUAGAGAUACUUCUAGGCAACUAGUCUUGAAUAUUUGUAAUAAUGUUGUAUGAUCCUCUGAUAAUUCUUCCAUAUAUACAUUUUGUAUCUAGUGAUUUUGAAAUA